Molecule: messenger RNA, 2414 nt
Organism: Acyrthosiphon pisum (pea aphid)
Lineage: Eukaryota; Metazoa; Arthropoda; Insecta; Hemiptera; Aphididae
Product: heterogeneous nuclear ribonucleoprotein H2
Exons: 8
Coding region: 336-1892 (518 amino acids)
Molecular function (GO): RNA binding
Source: RefSeq, a predicted model, not a curated record
GUCUACAAUUUGUGCAUGUUUGUCGUUUGAUUCAUUUCAUUUUAAUUUUUCCCUGCAACCAUCGCUCGUUCUUUGAUGCAUUCUACACAAUCUAAAAUCUUAGGGUUUUUACGUAAUUAAAUAGUUUAGUCUCAUUAGCAGACUUACAGUUUCUGUGUGUUUUCAUGAGCCGCUUUGUGUUUUUGAAGCGUUACACAUAUUUCUUUGUAAUACGAUAUUAUUAAAUAUGAUAAUUGUAAUUUCUUAAAGUUAGUAGUUCAAUCCAAUUCAUAAUUUUUUUUUUUAAAUAAUAUAGCUGCGGUAAUAUUAACUAAAGUAUUCAUUAUAUAGAUACAAUGAAUCAACAGCAGCAACAAUCACCACAACAACAGCAGCAGCCACAACAGCAGCAGCAGCAACAACAACAACAACAACCAUCAUCACAACCACAAAUGAAUGACGACCAAAAAAGAUCUAAUGAACAAACUGAUGAAGAAGAUUGUCAGUCUAAUGAAGGAUUUGUUGUGAAGAUGCGUGGCCUACCAUGGUCGGCUACAGCUGAUGAUAUAAUCAAAUUUUUGAGCAUAUUGGGUGAAGCAAAGGUUAAAGAUGGUGCUGCUGGAGUACAUUUGACUAUGGCUAGAGAAGGAAGACCUAGUGGUGAAGCUUAUGUUGAAAUGGAAUCUGAAGAAGAUCUUAAGGCUGCUCUUAAGAAAGAUCGAGAGCAUAUGGGCAAUCGUUACAUUGAAGUUUUUCGAUCAAAACGUUCAGAAAUGGAAUGGGUUAUUAAAAAAACUGGUUCAACACUUGACAGUGUACUGGAUGAUAAUUGUGUUCGUUUAAGAGGUCUUCCCUUUGGAUCUACUAAGGAUGACAUUGUACAGUUCUUCCAAGGGUUGGAGAUGACACCAGACGGUAUAACCAUAGCAACCGACUUCACGGGGCGGAGUACGGGGGAAGCUUUUGUACAAUUUGUAGACAGAGAGAAUGCAGAGAAAGCUCUGCAGAAACACAAGGAGAAAAUAGGACACAGAUAUAUUGAGAUAUUCCGCAGUAGUUUAGCAGAAAUUCGCAAUCAAGCACUUCAAAGAAGACCAAGACAAACUCCAUAUGACCGAAUGGAUCGUUUUGCUAAUAGUGGUGGUGGCGGCGGCGGCAGUGGUGGUAGUGGACGGUACUUUGAUAUGCCCAUGAGAACUGGACGUAAUAUGAAGUCAUUUGGCAAUAAUGGCUAUGAUAAUGGAGGUGAUCCAUGGAAUAGUGGUAGAAGUAUGGGUGGUCCAAGAGGUGGUGGUGGAGGUGGCCAAGGUAUGAUGGGCGGCAGUAGUGGCGGUGGUGGAGGAGGAUGGAAUAGUAAUAACUGGAAUGCUCCACCAAGUAGACCAUUAUAUGUUGUACAUAUGAGAGGAUUACCUUUUAAAGCAAAUGAGGAUGAUAUAGCUACAUUUUUUGAACCAUUGGAACCUGUUGAUAUACGUAUUCUUUUCAAUAACAAUAAUCGACCAUCUGGAGAAGCAAAUGUUGAAUUUGGUAACAAAGAAGAUGCAAUGCGAGCUAUGUCAAAAGAUAAAACAUAUAUGCAGCAUAGAUACAUUGAACUGUUUAUGGAUGGACCGGUAGGAGGUGGACCAGGUUCUGGCGGUAAUAACUUUAGUAUGGAUGAUAUGGGACCACCAAAUUCAGGCAAUGGCGGGAGCUUUGGAGGAUUUGGAAACAAUUCAUUUGGUGGUGGAGGUAGCAGCAGUGGUGGUGGCGGUGGAAAUUCUUUUGGGAACAACACAUUUUCUCGGCGUAAUGAUAACUCUGGUCCUCCUAAUUCAUUUUUUUCAAAUAAUAUGGGCGGAGGUGGAUAUCCAAGACCUUCUGGACCAAGAAAUAUGUCAGGACCUGGACCUAAAUUUAACCCCUUUUAAAAUUGAUGAUAAAUAUAAAUAAAAUAAAUUGUUUGACUUUAAACUUUAAAGUAUUAUCAAAUGUUUGCAGCAGAUUGAUGUUUUUUUUUUCUUAAACUAAUAAUACAAGUAAUUAUGAUUAUGCUCUUUAAAUUUAAGUACUAACUUAUGUUAGUUUUACCAUUCAAGUGUUAUUUAAUUUUGACUACCUAAUUUAUGGUGUAUUCACAUAGAAUGAUUUUGUAAUAUAAUUUAUUUUGAAAAAUAUGAGAACACGCUUAUUUUGUCACAACAUUUUAGGGCAUAUGUUGUAUUAUAAUUUUCCUACUAUCCUAAUAUAAGAUAAUUUUAUGUUGUGGAAUCUUUAAAAAUCCAAAUACUUAUAUAGUAUGGAAAUUGCAUUUUAAUGUUAAUAGAAACGACCUUUUUUUUAUACAUUGAAACUUGUGUUUUGCAUAACUUCUAUUUUUUAAUGUAUACAUUAAGGAAACAAUUUUAUAUUAAUUAAAAUUAGUGUUUGUAAUAAAGCUUCUAAAAAAUAAA